Messenger RNA from Acaromyces ingoldii, 1870 nucleotides. RefSeq lists its product as hypothetical. The transcript has 4 exons. The coding region runs from base 57 to 1808 and encodes 583 amino acids. NCBI's taxonomy places the organism in Eukaryota, Fungi, Basidiomycota, Exobasidiomycetes, Exobasidiales, Cryptobasidiaceae. The record is from RefSeq and is a predicted model, not a curated record.
GGCGACCACCAACGCGCAUCCGGCCGGGAUCGAAGGCGAAGCCAAGAAAGAGACCGAUGGCGCUCUUCGUCUGGGCCAAUUGCGUCCUCUCAGGCUACAUCUGGUUCAAGACGCUCCUGGAUGUCUACCACCCGCUUUCGUCGAGCAUCAACACCGCGGCCUCGCAGUCAUUAGAUCCCAGAGGCCUUUAUCAUGCCGUACAAUCUGCGGUGCUCGGGAGCGAAGUCAGGACCAGCACCCCUCGAAGAAGAAGGAGCAGGCGCGAGAUGACGCUCGAGUCGUCUGAGAGGGAGGAGCUGCGUAGCGCUCUCAAGGCUCUUGUUGUCUGGCUCAUCUUGAAGGGCUUAGAACCGGUGUCAGACAAUACGCUUGGAUGGAUCAUUCCUCUGUAUGCGAUGGGGAAGACAAUCAUCCUUCUCGUCUUUGUUCGUUUUCGCGUGCAGCUCGCCCUUCACCUCUUCCGGACAUUCGUCGAGCCGCUCGGAAGGCCAAACGAGCCCCUUGUCGAUGCAGGUGCUCUCAAUUCAGUCCUUUUCCCGGCCGCUCGCUUCCUCCUCUCGCUCCCUCUCGCACACUUGACGUACACCAUUCGCGAUCGCCUUGGUCCCUCGUUGACGUCGUUCUUCAGCGGCGGAAACAGCAGCGCAGGCGAGGGUGCUGCAUUGGAAGCUCUCGCAAUGUCUCAAGAUACGCCUGAACAAAUACGAGUAAAACCACCAAGCAGAUCACGACCUCGCGUGUCGAAUGGUGGCAGCAAAAGCCCCUCCGAUCGAGACGUGCCUGGCUCUCGAGGUCGUGGUGACAUCGGCCGCGGUGCAUCUACAGGCACGCUCAGCCACCAAAGCAGCGCCAACUCGCUGCGGAGAUCGGCGAAGGACUCCGCAUCAUCAACAACAACGGAUCGCAUGACGCCAACCACAAAAGCUGCGGCUUCUCUGUUAGCCUCCCUACCACCAGCACCGAGAGACUUGCCCAUCCGAGCCGACGCAGGCCCGUCACCCCCUCCAUUCCGCAUCGAUAGCCCAUCAUCGAUGUCUGCCUCGACAUCUGCCUCCACGCUCCCUCGCAACUAUGCCUUUAUCCCGCCUCCAACAUCAGCAGCCUCAAAUGGUCGGAAUGAGCAGGUCCCGGCGCCGUCACCCCCGGACUUCUUCUCUCCAAAGAUGCCCGGCUUCCUCUUUGGACAGACGAACACGCCCGGAGACCAUCUCACCGGCCCAUCGCCUCGUCCUCGUUUUCCUCUGGCCAGUCUCGGCGUGGCACCGCUCACGGCCCAGAACGGCCAUGGUCAUGGGGAUCUCCCGCAGCAACGCGCAUUCUCGAGCUCGGCGGCGGCGGCGCCCGCGUCUACAGAAAGGGCGAGCACCGGAAAGCGGAAAGCUAAAGACGAGGAUGGCGAGAGUUACCAAGAGGAGCACGCCUCGAGUGAGGACACGGAACUGGUUGGCGAGAGAGGAAUCGUAUCGAGGAAUACUACCACGACGGCACCAACAAAGGCAAAGAGAUCGCCCCGGAAGAAGCUCAAGCCAGCCACGAAAGAGGCUUCAGAGGGAGAAGAAGCGAUUGCGACUGCGACUAGCACGACGAAGAGUGAAGGGAGGGUAAAGAAUGCCGGACAGGAAAAGGGAAAGACGAAGGAGGCCAGCCAGACAACGGCAAAGAACAAGAGUGCUGCUGCUACGAGCCAAGGUUCUUCAAAGCAGACAAAGACGACGAUGACGAGAAGCAGGAGCACUGCGACGGUGCCAGCAUCGACUUCAACAACCGCGACAACGACAAGGAGAGCGGCGACCAAGAAGGCAAAGUAGACUACAGAGUGAUACAGCUGUAUUUUUGUCAAAUGUAGAUUAUGCGAUUGCGGUAGGCAGGG